Messenger RNA from Paramacrobiotus metropolitanus, 2282 nucleotides. Its product is annotated as atlastin-2-like. The transcript has 10 exons. The coding region runs from base 323 to 1993 and encodes 556 amino acids. Gene Ontology annotation, molecular function: GTP binding; GTPase activity. Gene Ontology annotation, biological process: protein homooligomerization; endoplasmic reticulum organization. Lineage: Eukaryota; Metazoa; Tardigrada; Eutardigrada; Parachela; Macrobiotidae. The record is from RefSeq and is a predicted model, not a curated record.
UAUUUUUGGCAUUUAGGUACUCGUAGUGGUUAAUGCCUACCCGCAGCCAGCUGUGAGCGACAAAAUUAACAAUUAUUUUCAUUCAAAUUGUUUCUUUUGUGAUAGAAAGAUUUUUGUGCUUUUGUUUGCCUUUAAAAUUCACUUCCGUUUCAUCAGUGUUAUAUUCAAUUGUGCUCGGGCAAAUUAACACCCUUGACUAGCAGUGUAUACUGUUUUAGCCUGUUUCAUUUUGAGUUCGGACACGGUACGUGGCUGUGGUAGUCCUGUUACUCCUGUAGGUGUGAAGGCCAAUUACGAGGAAUUACUCGCACUCAUUACGGAAAUGCCGUCGCUUGUGGAUGAGGAAGUGUCUGGACCUGCUCCGUUGCAGAUUGUCAUCGCUCAAGAUGACCAUACGUUCGCCUUGGACGAGGAAGCGCUUAGCGAUUUGCUCUUGCGCAAGGAUGUGGUGAACAAAAGGAUUGUCUUGAUCUCCGUCGCCGGAGCGUUUCGGAAAGGAAAAAGCUUCCUUCUUGAUUUCAUGCUCCGCUUCUUAAGAGCAGGGGAACGCCUUUCAGAAGAAGAAUUACGAAGUGGUAGUUGGCUGGGAAAUGAAAACCAAGCGUUAACUGGUUUCCACUGGAGAGGCGGAUCGGAACGGGACACAACAGGAAUUCUUCUCUGGAAUGAGCCGUUCUUUCGGAAGUUACCGAACGGCGAAGAAGUUGUAGUGCUCAUAAUGGAUACUCAGGGUGCCUUCGAUACGGAAUCAACUGUCAAAGACUGUGCCACUGUAUUUGCUUUGAGCACCAUGAUCAGUUCCGUGCAGAUGUAUAAUCUGUCUGCGAACAUCCAGGAAGAUGACUUGCAGCAUCUCCAGCUGUUCACGGAAUACGGCCGUUUGGCUAUGGAGAAAAGCACUGCGAAACCAUUUCAGGAGUUGAUAUUCCUAGUGCGUGACUGGAGCUUCCCUUACGAAAGUGAUUACGGAAUUAAGGGAGGGCAAGAGCUUCUGGAAAAGCGACUGCAGAUAUCUGAUCGGCAGCAUCCUGAACUGCAACAAUUACGACGGCAUAUCAGAUCUUGCUUUGACAAAAUUCAGUGCUUCCUAAUGCCCCAUCCUGGAUUAAGAGUUGCUACGAAUCCGAAGUUCGAUGGUCGAUUAUCAGACAUUGAAGCGGACUUCAAGCGGUGUUUGGUCGAAUUGAUGCCUUUAGUUCUGAGUCAAGCUUAUUUGGUGCCCAAAGAAAUUAAUGGCCAGAAAAUUACUGGUCGCGAACUUUUGGAAUAUUUUAAGUCCUACAUUAAAAUCUAUCAAAGUGAUACACUCCCUGAACCGAAAUCCAUGUUAGAGGCGACAGCUGAAGCAAAUAAUUUGUCCGCUGUGAAUGCUGCUAGAGAGUUGUAUAUGGAGCGGAUGGAAGCUAUCUGUGGUGGGGAACAGCCUUACCUUAAUCCCCAGAGCUUGGAACAUGAGCAUACCUUGAUACAGGGUGCGGCUGUGCAGAGAUUCAAGGAUAUCCCGAAAAUGGGCGGUGAUGAAUUCAGCGCUAGCUAUCUCAAGAAAUUGGAGGACGAACUGUUCGCAGCAUACGGAUCGUUUAUGAAGCACAACGAAAGCAAAAACUUCUUUAGUUCCUUCCGAACACCGGCGACCUUGUUCGUGGUCAUUGUGGUAUUGUAUGUGAUUUCGGGAUUUUUGGACCUGAUUGGAUUGCUUCGUUAUGCCAAUUUCUUCGCACUGGUUAUGGGUGUUGUCAUUACGGCUGUGGUUACUUGGGGAGUGUGCCGCCUGACGGGUAGUGCGCGCGAAGUUGGUCAAGCAAUCGACGAAGUUGCAACUUGGAUUUGGGAAAACGUCUUGAGUCCUUUGACACAACAGGCUGGUCAAAGAAUGGCGACAGCUUAUCCACAGUAUCAGCAUAUGGUCAAUGUGGGCAAUGUUACAGUUAAUGCCGGGAAGAUGAUGAGUGGUGCUGAUAAAGGAUACCGACCGGCAUCCAAACAACGCUGAUUACCGCAGAAGUAUUAUGCAGUCAUAUUGAGAUAACUCACACUGUAUGGUUACGGUACUCGUAUACUUGAGAUUGUGUAAGAACUUAAUACAUGCUGCAUUUUAGGGUCAGGUGAAUUAAUUUUUACCGCAUUCCCUUAUCCCUGUACAGAGUUGUAUGAGUGCGUUUUUUGUGCUGAAGACGUCAUGUGAAUCCUGUCUGUAGCUAGUCGGCUCAGUUUGUAAAGGUUUCAAACGUUUUUGUGAAUGGAGUUUUACCCCAAAACCGAUGAAAACAAUUAAAAAAGUU